AUGGUUGAUGUGUUUUGGUUGCAGGUUGAUCACCAUGACCCUGAGAAUAGUUCACUUUUUAGGUUCAAUGCGCUUUGGGAAGCUCAUUAUCACCAAGAUUCUUUGCUGGUGUUCUCAACUGGGAGAUCACCUACACUCUACAAACAACUGAGGAAAGAGAAGCCUAUGAUAACUCCUGAUAUAGCUAUUAUGUCUGUAGGGACUGAGAUUACUUAUGGGAAAUCAAUGGUGCCUGAUGAUGGAUGGGUUCAGUUUUUGAACUAUAAAUGGGAUAAGAACAUAGUCAUUGAGGAAUCAAGCAAGUUUCCUGAACUUAAGCAUCAGGUAAGCAAUGCCCAAGAGGAAUUGUUGCAGUGGCAUUCACAGAAUGCAAAAGAUAGCCCCAAGAUUCUUCAUGCCUCAGAGCGCUGUGCAUAUGGGAUAAUAAGGAAAAAGGCAAAAGAGAAAACAAAUUCAGAAUUAGCGAGAACCGGGGAUUGGUUUCUUCAUUCGUUGGUGAAGGCGCGCGGUGCUGUGCAGCGCUGUCUCUUUCAAACUGCUGAUUCUACCGUCGAUGCAGUCGAGUGUCCAGUGAAUGCUAACGGCGGAAUUUGUGGCCACGUUGCUCAUAUGGAAUGCGCUCUCGAAUGUUUUUUGGCUGGUAAAGUUAGAAGUUUGGGGCGGGAUGGCGAAUACUAUUGUCGACGCUGUGAUGGGAGAAGUAACAUGAUAUCUCAUGUUUACAAUCUCAUUCAAACAUAA
Molecule: messenger RNA, 741 nt
Organism: Sphenostylis stenocarpa
Lineage: Eukaryota; Viridiplantae; Streptophyta; Magnoliopsida; Fabales; Fabaceae
Source: the annotation of a GenBank genome assembly